Messenger RNA from Periophthalmus magnuspinnatus, 3438 nucleotides. RefSeq names its product transmembrane and coiled-coil domain family 3 (gene tmcc3). Gene Ontology annotation, cellular component: endomembrane system. The transcript is spliced from 5 exons. The record is from RefSeq and is a predicted model, not a curated record. The coding region runs from base 300 to 1697 and encodes 465 amino acids. NCBI's taxonomy places the organism in Eukaryota, Metazoa, Chordata, Actinopteri, Gobiiformes, Gobiidae.
GGCUCUCCCAGAGACGCUGAGACUACGGUGGCGGGGUAUGGGCCUGGAGGGGCGACUGGAGUGGUGCAUAGAGCCGGUUCCUUGUCGCCCUGUCUAUGGCUCGCUCUCUCGCCUGUUGAAUCCGCAGUGGAGGAGGCUGCAUGCGCUCUGCUGUGGUUAGUGUUUCUGUCGCAAACAACAACGAUCCGCGCGAGGACCGCGAAACGAAAGGUCCAAUUUGAAUAUGUCCAGCUCUGGCAUUGAUUCUGCAAAGGAAAGUUUCAUCAGAAGUGAGGACACGCGCACAUAUAGGACCAAAAAUGGCAGAGCGCUAUGGCUCUGAUGCCAACAUUCUGAGCAUCCCGGUCCCUAUGCGCCGUGGUGGGUCCGAGUCCAACCUAGAUGUAGUGAACAGUGUCGGAGACGAUGGGGUGGGCUUGGAUUUUACGAAAGGAGCGCUGGGUAUCAACAGUCUGCAGCAGAAGAUCCUAAAGGUAACGGAGCAGAUUAAAGUGGAACAAGCAGCACGAGAUGAGAAUGUCGCUGAGUACUUGAAACUUAUGAACAAUGCUGAAAAGCAGCAGGUUCAACGAAUACGCCAAAUCUUUGAAAAGAAAAACCAAAAGUCCGUCCACACUAUCAACAGGCUGCAGAAAAAACUGGAACAAUAUCAUCGACGCAUGAAGGACAGUGAAAGCAAUGGCAAACACACUCAUAAGAAUGGGAACCAAAAGGAGUCUGGGACGCAAAGUAAAGAGGGCAGCCUGCGGGACGUGAGCUCCACAGGACGACAUCACACACUGGACAAAGUGAAGACCAUUGGACCUGGAGUGACACUUUCACCACCAUUUUUCUUUAACAAACCACGAGAGUUUGCUAACCUCAUCAGGAACAAAUUUGGCAGCGCUGACAAUAUUGCCCACCUCAAAAGCUCCAUGGAAACGGGAUCAGGGCUGCAGGUUGAGGGCACUGCUCGAGGUCUGAGUGGUAGUGCCACCACUGUAGCCAAAGCCACAAAGUAUCAAAGUGAUGAUGAAUGCUCCAUAGCAUCGUCUGGGUCAGCUGACUCGACUGGUAACGCUGCGGGGGGGUCAGGCACAGGCUCUGGUGACCCCAUACGACCAGAGUCCAACGGGCGUUUGGAGGAAGUCCUGGAGAUGGUCCGUGAGCUCAGGGAUGCCCAAGCACAGUUGUCAGAGGACAUUGAAAAUCUGAAUACGCAAUUCAAACGGGACCAAGGGUUUCUGACACAAAUGCUCCAGGACGAGAGAUACAGGUACCGGCAGUUGGAGGAAGAGCUCAAUGACCUCACAGAGCUGCACCAGCACGAGACCAGCAACCUGAAACAGGAGCUGGCCAGCAUCGAAGAAAAGGUGGCUUAUCAGGCCUACGAGCGUGCUCGAGACAUACAGGAAGCCCUGGAGUCCUGCCAGACUCGAGUGUCUAAACUGGAGCUGCAGCAGCAGCAGCAGCAGCAGACGGUGCAGCUGGAGAAUGCAGAUGCAAAGGUGCUGCUGGGCAAAUGCAUCAACAUUAUGUUGGCCAUCGUCACGGUGAUUCUGGUGUGUGUCUCCACGGCUGCAAAGUUCACUGCCCCUCUGCUGCGAAGCCGCCUCCACCUGGCCCUCACCUGUAUGGGAGUGUCCGUGCUCGCUCUGCUCUGGAAGAAUUGGGAACAUUUACAGUGUGCUGUGGAAAGACUAAUUCUUCCACCUUGAGCUACAAAGACUCUAUUGAACUGCCUCUCAAGGGUUGCCCAUGUUUCCAGGUGACAUUUUGCUGUGGAGAUUCAGGAGGCAAAGACAGAUGUAGUUGUAGCCUUAUACCAGCAGACCAUCUCUCUCUCUCCCCAUGAGGACCACACUCACAGUGAAUUUAUGGCUCCAAGCUUUGCAUGCCGCAUACUUGCCAGGCAGUGGUGGCCAACAGUAACCAUAGAGCUGUCUACAAAUAUUCAUAUAAACAAUACACACAUAUGUAAGCUGAUAAAUUAUCUUGGCUGUUAAGUACUGUGAUGAUUGUGAUGGUGCAAAUGUUGAACAAUGGGGCAUCACAUGUCAUCACAACAGUUGCACACUGACUGGACCAAAUAAAGAUACAACAAACAAUGAUACGUUGGGUCAGUCUGAUCUAAUUUUAGAUUUAGGCUUUCAUUUCAGCAUGAAAAUGGAGUGAUUAUUACCUGUGCUUAAAGAGGCGGACUGGCGUCGUUCCACUCAUGAGCUGGCGACAGGUGUCUUGUCAUUCACUAGCAUAAGUCUGAAGGCAUCCAUCUAAAGGUUGCUUUCUAUGGUUUGUAGCUGUAUUGUCCUGUCCAUAUAUGUGUGGUUUGUCUCUUUUGAUAAAAGUCCUUCUAAACUGUCUGUCUGAUCUAUGUGUUUAUAUGUUGGUGCUUUUAAUGUGUGAUAAAAGGAAUAACUAUGGAAAAGCUAUAACAAAAUAUUCAUAGGAAAACUAUUUUCUGUAUGUAUUAAGAUAUUUUACACCCAAAAGUCUCUCAAAUGCUGUCAAAUGAAAAUAUACAGCAUAUAUUUUCCAAAUGCAGUAAUGCUCAGGUGUUUUUGUGCUGCCUAUAUAAUAUAAUUCUAGUAAUGGAAAUUCACCAUAAAUACAUAAGAUAAGAAAUGUUGUCUAUGUAAUAAAUGUUUCCUCAUUCAUGGUUGUUUACACUAUCUGACAAAGAUGGACCAUGAACUGUUAAGAAAAACUGUAACAAAGAAAGUUUCUAACUUCUUAUUUGUUGAUUUUAAUGUGUUCUGAUUUGAAAAAAAGCUUAGCUGAUUUGUCACUGUAUCACUACACCUCCUGCUGAGCAGAGAGACGCUGUGAAACACCAAUUAUAGAUUUUUAUUCAGCAGACUUUGAACAAGGUGAACCUAACAAAUGAACAUGAAGCCUUUGGUGUCUUGUUGCAUUUAUUUUGUCAGAUCAAGUGUUAUCUGUUUUCAAAGAAUUUGUCAUAAUAGGCAUGGGCUCUUCACAUACUAUUAUGUUAACUGAAAACAUUGCUGCUAUACAUUUUGUGUAACAGUAAAAGUAGGCCUACAUCAUUUGCUUCAAACUUGCUCCAGGUUUAUAUAUUUAUGUAGCCUAUGUGUUUAAAAACAUAGUUAAAGAAAUUACUGGAUUAUUUUAUGUGAAUGCAACAAGAUAUUUGGCUUGCAUCUAACAAUGUAGCUUUGCCCCUAACCCUUAAUUAUUGUGAUCAUAAAUGAGGUAAAAGGGCAGAUGCCUAUACUGUUUACAUUGUAGAUUAUUGGUAGUAAAUCUGUUAUUUUUCUUUCAAAGCCAAAUAUAAACACAUUUGCUUUUUCGGGCAUCAUACUACAACAAAUUACAAAGCCUCCAACAAAUUUUCUCACUCAGGCCUACUGACUUUUUCCCCUAUUUUUAACAAGUUCAAGUACUGUUUUAGUUUUCACUUGUUUUAUUUUUAAAAUAAAAUAAAUGUAUAAAUUG